GUCAAAAGAAAUUCUGGCUCCCUCGAUUGUGCACCUAUUCUACUUUCCGUCAAUCAAGUCGUCCGAACUGUACAUCCAUAAGCCACAAAUCGAGUCGAUACUACGCCGUUUUUGCGUUGUUGAGCUUUCAAGUAGUCUUGGAAGACUUCACUUUGCAAUCUAGAGCUACCAGACCACAGACUCAGAGAUCACAACCUGUUCCUACAGUCAUCAUCGUUGAACCAGGCAAAUACACAAUCGCUUCGUCAUGGGUUCAAUAGCAGAAUCACAGCUGCCUGCUGUCAGCCCAGAAUUGCAAGAAAUCUUCCACACAAUGGAACAGACGUUCUGUUCAACAUCAUUAGGCGUUGAACGAUGGUACAUUGUGGCAGUGGCAACGUUGGCUGGGGGCAACGACCCAGAACUCUGUGCGCAGCUAUACCUCUACCUCAUCUCACGUCCAAACUUUUCGACUGCCCCACAACGACAAGCCAUGAUCCGACGGGUCCGUGAAGCGUUGGUGAAAGCAGUCAGCAUAGUUGGGGUCUGUAAGCCCUUGGAGGCCAUCAUGGCGAUCAACGAGUUCGAGCGCGAUGAGGACAAAGACCUAUCAUCGACACGCGAAGGCUGGCAAUGCGACGAUGAAAAUCUUGAGCGAGGUAUGGGUUGGAUGAAAAAGCUGUAUAGUCACAAUACGGACAGCACGGUGAACUUCUUCAAGGACCACAAGGACUUUAUGUGGAUCAGCAAACAUAUCACAUACGGUUUGUACCUCAGCGACAGACAGGUUCUGGACGAUGUGGACACACAAAUGGUCGUAUUACCAGCCAUCAUGAUCCAAAACCUUCGCAAGGAGACGCACUGGCAUAUCCGUGGGACAAGGAGGUUGGGGGUGUCGAAACAGGAGGUGCAGAUUAUCUGGGACUCGGUGCAGAUGAUCGCAAAGUACUUGGGAUUGAAGCUGCGUCGUGUGCCGACGGUUGACGAGAUUGAGCAUGAUGUUUGAUUCUGGAGUCGUAGAUGCAUGACAAGUCUUCGGACUGUUGGUAGUCAUGCUCCGAGAAACUUGUUCAUUGGGAAUAAUUCAUAUGAUGUCGGUGUUAAAUCGUACGGCUAAAAAGAACACCACAUUCUUGGAUGUAGACUCUGGGUUUCUCAUGGCGAUGUGUUUACCUGCGUAUCUCUCAUGCACAGAGGCACCAACGGUCUCAACCACCAGCCUUGUGGUG
Exophiala viscosa is the source of this 1208-nucleotide messenger RNA. RefSeq lists its product as uncharacterized. The transcript has a single exon. Lineage: Eukaryota; Fungi; Ascomycota; Eurotiomycetes; Chaetothyriales; Herpotrichiellaceae. The coding region runs from base 248 to 985 and encodes 245 amino acids. The record is from RefSeq and is a predicted model, not a curated record.